Messenger RNA from Oncorhynchus kisutch (coho salmon), 2308 nucleotides. RefSeq names its product protein phosphatase 1 regulatory subunit 14A. The transcript is spliced from 4 exons. The coding region runs from base 281 to 769 and encodes 162 amino acids. The record is from RefSeq and is a predicted model, not a curated record. NCBI's taxonomy places the organism in Eukaryota, Metazoa, Chordata, Actinopteri, Salmoniformes, Salmonidae. Gene Ontology annotation, cellular component: cytoplasm. Gene Ontology annotation, molecular function: protein serine/threonine phosphatase inhibitor activity. Gene Ontology annotation, biological process: regulation of phosphorylation.
CGAACCUUCGAGCCCGAUGUUCGGCGCGCUAUCGACUGUGCCGUAAAAGCAUGCUUGUGCGGCACGAGUCGAUUUCCGCGCCAGGGUCGUUACAAUACUUUAGGUCAUUGGAUUGUUUACAGACAAUCACAGAUUGUCAUGUGUUGGGUGGGAAGUCACAAUCUCUGGAAGUCACCCUCAGAGUUUAGUCAGCAACACGUGACAACGGAGGGCGCUCUGAGCGAGCUGGGAUUGACAUAGGGUCGGACUCCAUUUAGCUUGGGAACCAGUCAGACCAGAUAUGGCAGCCAACAGGGUCGGAAGGACGCACGCAGAUGAAGUCCACUCGUCAGAUUUGGGAACGUCUCCGGAACACGGAGGCAACCUUCAGAAGAGACAAGCUCGAGUUACUGUGAAAUACAACAGAAAAGAGCUACAGAGGCGACUAGACGUGGAGAAAUGGAUAGACGACUGUUUGAACGAGCUGUACUUGAGCAAGGAGGAAGACAUGCCAGACGAGGUAAACAUUGAUGACCUGAUAGAUCUACCUAGCAAUGAGGAGCGAGUGAAAAAGUUACAGGAGAUCCUUCAGACAUGCAGCAACAACACUGAGACCUUCAUCGGCGAGCUGGUGGUCAAGCUGGAAGGCCUUCACAAGCAGGAGAAGCUGGCUACAGAGGGCAUCGAACACCCCUCCCUUUGCAACCACCCCCAGCACCGCCAUGAGCCGUACCACUUCAACGACCCCCACUGCCCCCGCACCCACACCCACACCCACCAGACCCUCUGACCUCACCACACAGCUGACCUCUGACUAGGGGUGUAAAAUUCUUUCCCAAAAUUACCUGGUUUUCCAUAAAUUCCUGUUGGAAUAUUUCUGGAAUCAGGAGGGAAUAAGCAGGGAGGAAAUCCUCCAACUGUUCCCGGUAAUCUUCCAAUCGGGAUUGCUGAAAAAGCUGGGAAUUUGGGGAACGUUUCUGGAAUUUUGUUUCCCAGCAACCCCAUUUCAUCCAUUGCCCCCUCCCCCAAAACACCCUCGGACCACCCUCGGACUCGAUUCACACACUGAUCUUAACAUGUCACAUGAACAACAUCUGUUGCCAUGCUGUCCAGGCACUUGGGAUCACAUCCCACUGGGCCCACAUUGGCAUUUCAACAUGGAGAAUUGGGUAUUUGCUAGAUAUGUUGAUCAAUGAGCUUUCAAACCAUUUUGAAAAAGACAGCCAAAAGUUUGAAUUCCCAUCUAAAAGCACAACCACAUUUAUUUAGUUUAUUUGUCACCUUCUUUUUAACAAUUUAAAAGCACAACAAAGCUAAAAUAGUUUAUUUAUAAAACAACUUAAUGUGUUAUCAUUGUGCUUCAUUUAAUAGCACAACCAUAUAACCUGAAUUCCAGUUGAUUACAUUAAAGUACAUGGUGCAAGUGAUCAAUGCCGUUUGAGAUUCUGUGCAGAUUAUUAUAGUAAUUGUGGAGAUUGUCUAUUUUUAGUUGAAUCCUGGGCUGAAUUUAAAUAAUAGCUCUUGAUCACUUCCCAAAUGCUAUACAGGCCUAAAUAGCCUCAUUGAUGAUAUAUGAUUUAUAAAGUAUGGUUACAUAUUUGCAUGUUGCGCAAAUCCAUUUUUCUGGACACCGGAUGAAGUAGGCCUAAAUAUUUAUUUUUCAUUUUGUUAAAGAGAUACUUUAUUUUGGCAAUGAGGCCUUUUUAUCUACAGUACUUCCUCAGAGUCAGAUGAACUUGUGGAUACCAUUUUAUGUCUCUGCGGGCAGUUUGAAGGUAGUUAGCAACUUCCUUCAUGAUAUCCACGAGUUCAUCUGACUCUGGGGAAGUACUGUAGAUAAAAUCCCACAUAAGUAUCACUUUAAGACAUUCCAGGACUGGACUUGUCCAGAAUAGAUAAAUUACUCUUUCAUCUUUCUAUUUGUAAAAUACUAAAGACAUUUUCGGUCCAUUUUUCCAAAGAAAAUGUUAUCUAGAAUAAAAAACAUAAAAGCUGUAGACUGAUCAACUCUAGUACUGUAGGAGGUGCUGUCCAGCCUAUUGUUUUUUUCUUAUAGUGGAUAUUACAUUGAAGAUCUGUUGUUGUUUCAAAGGUACAAAUUCAACAUAUUUUAUUCAAGGUUUCUCUAUGUUGAAAUCCUGUGGUUGAAAUGUUACACUCGAAAGAAAUGCUAUGUUUUUUCCACAUAGAUUCCACUUCACAAUACGUUAACAAAUUACAUUGAAACAAUGUUGAUUCAAGCAGUUUGUGCCCAGUGGGAUAUCGAUCAGGUCACUUCUGAGUAAUGUAUGUCUGAGUUGCAUCCACCAAGUAAAGUCAUUCUUGAGUA